AUGUCAGAUUUGAUCGCACUGCGUGUACAUUGUAAGGCGAUCUUGGCUCGCCACCGGGGGAAUGCUAAUGCAGAUAUGGAUUGUGUGGUUUGUCAGCAGCGGGUGCGGGGUGAAGAGAGGAAUAUGGAGCACUAUGAGAAUGUACACGGUGUGCACAUCAAACACUUUGAUAAUAUUGCAGACUUGAAGGGAUUUCUCGCACACCUGCGGGGAUUGCUGUUCCCAUCUGGUGAUGAAAGGAUUCACUGUCCAGUCUGUCAAACCGACUGCGGUGAUAAAGCCACGUGGAUGUCUCAUCUACAAGAGGAGAGCCAUAGUCAUUGGGAUGUUGAUACGAUUCCCUCAUUGGCGCCCUUUUGUGUGGCAGCAGUAGACUCCGGUGACAGUGAAGGUGAAGGUGAAGAUGAUAAUGAAGAGGAAGGACAAGACGCAGGUAGUUCUCAUAAUAAUAAUAAUAAUAAUAAUAAUAAUAAUAAUAAUAAUAAUAAUAGUAAUGAUAAUAUGAAUAAGAAUAAGAAUUAUCAUGAUGAGGCGGAGGAAAAUGAUGAGGAGGAUGAAGAUGGUGAUUGGGAUGAGGAACCUGCUCUCUGUCUUCUGUGUGAUACAUCCUCACUGGACUGUGUACAUCACAUGAUGGAAGUUCACGCCUUUGAUUUUCCCGCUGCUGUGCGGAAACAUGAUGGUGUACGGGAUGAGUAUGAUAUCAUACGAAUUGUGAAUGCCGUUCGAAAGUGUGUUGCCCGUAAUGUCUGCCCUUAUCAUUACUGUGAUGAAUCCGAUUCAGCAGAGGCGUGCCGUCAUGAUAUUUCUACAUCUUCACUCACAACACAUUUACGCAGUAAUCCACAUCACAUUCUUCCACGUUUAGUACCAAUGGGUGAUAAGGAACUUAUUCCCGUAAUUUGCGGGGAUGCGUUUAUCUCAUCUGUUGUACUUGGUGGUGAUAUUCUUUCUGAACGCAAUGAUGGUAUUAACUAUAAUGCUGAACCCGACUACCCUAUGGUACCGACUAUUUCAGAAAUAGUGAAAAUACGUGCAGCUCGGGCUGAAAACAACAACAAGAUCAUACCAGAUGGAGAACAGUGA
Messenger RNA from Trypanosoma theileri, 1086 nucleotides. RefSeq names its product Zinc finger Transcription Factor family member (ztf-7). The record is from RefSeq and is a predicted model, not a curated record. The coding region runs from base 1 to 1086 and encodes 361 amino acids. Lineage: Eukaryota; Euglenozoa; Kinetoplastea; Trypanosomatida; Trypanosomatidae. The transcript has a single exon.